Molecule: messenger RNA, 849 nt
Organism: Pyricularia grisea
Lineage: Eukaryota; Fungi; Ascomycota; Sordariomycetes; Magnaporthales; Pyriculariaceae
Exons: 1
Coding region: 1-849 (282 amino acids)
Cellular component (GO): nucleus; cytoplasm
Molecular function (GO): RNA polymerase II CTD heptapeptide repeat phosphatase activity; RNA polymerase core enzyme binding
Source: RefSeq, a predicted model, not a curated record
AUGCCAGUCGCAACAUCAACAUCAGGCGCAAAACCUGCGCCCAAGAAGGGCAUUCUCAAGAAAACCAAAGCCGCCGCCUCUCCGCAAGCCACAGAACAAGGCGGCGCGAUAUCUGCCGAUGAGGCGCGUCAGGUGGCCAUCCGCCACGCGACCAUAAUACAACAGCAAAAGGCAAUCCACCAAAAGGUCCUGGACGACCUGAUCGAGCUGUCGGAACACCCUCGGGUCCGCGGGGCGGGCCACAGCGCCGCCAGCCCGGCCGCGAGCGACGUGGCGGAGUUCAAGGCCAAGGUGCGGACGUUCCAGCCGACCGACUACGACGACCUGAUUGAGGAGCGCAACGUCAACGACCUGUGCGGCUACGCCCUGUGCGCCAAGCCCAGGAAGAGAUACGGUCCGGGCACGUUCAAAGCCGUGAACCAGGGCAGGCCAGACUUCAAGAUCAUGCCGGUUGAGGAGUUGGAGAAGUGGUGUUCUCAGGACUGCGCGAGGCGGGCGCUGUACGUCAAGGUUCAGCUCAACGAGACGGCCGCGUGGGAACGCAUCGGGAUCCCGGACAUCGAGAUAGAGCUCAUGGGUGAGAAGGAGACAGGCAAGGACAGCGAACUCGCUGCAGACAUUGGCCGCCUCAAGAUGGAAGAGGAAAAAAAGGCAGAGAAGUCGUCAACAUUGGCCUUGGAGCGUGGCGAUACUACGGAGCAGUCGAAGGGUUCAACCAAUCUGGUGGAUUUUACGAUUCGAGAGAAGAAAACCACAGCAGUUCCCGAGCCACCAAGUUUAGAGGCAGAGGAGGAUGACGAAGACGGGGAGGACAUCCUCCUUGAAGGCUACAAACCACGCUUUAGAUAG